Molecule: messenger RNA, 840 nt
Organism: Cordyceps militaris CM01
Lineage: Eukaryota; Fungi; Ascomycota; Sordariomycetes; Hypocreales; Cordycipitaceae
Exons: 1
Coding region: 1-840 (279 amino acids)
Source: RefSeq, a predicted model, not a curated record
AUGUCCACUCUAGACGCCCACGCCGUCGACGGCACAGCCAAGCCGCUGCUCGACCACAUCGUCAUCCUAGUCGACCACGACACCCUCACCGGCAUCGACGAGCGCCUCGCCGGCCUCUUCACCGUCGCGCCCGGCGGCCGCCACGCCGACGGCCUGACCUGGAACCGGCUGAUCCUCUUCGAGGACGGCACGUACCUUGAGCUGAUUGCCUUUGCCGACAGCGUCAGCCCCGCCGCGCGCAAGCAGCACCGCUGGGGCUCACUCCGCGACGGCGCCGUCAUCGACUGGGCCUGCUCGCUGCGCGCGGAAAGCGCGUUUGCGCGCAUCCAGGAGCAGGUGUCGGGUGCGCAGACGGGGUACACGUACCGAGAUCCGACACCGGGUGGGCGGGAGCGGCCGGACGGCACGGUGCUCCGCUGGGCGAUUGGCACGGCGGCGAACCCGGACGGCACGCUCGUGUUCCCGGGCGCGCUUCCGUUUUGGUGCUUGGAUAGGACGCCCCGAGAGCUGCGUGUUCCGUAUCAGAGCGCACCGGAGCUGGCGAGCCACCCCUCCGGCGCAAAGGGCAUCUCUCGAAUCGUGAUUGAAGCGCCGGAGGGCGAUGCGGCACGUCUUCGAGACGUCUACACGGCGAUAUAUGACCCGAGAUCUGACAAGACCGGGGAGGACGAGUGGCCUUUUCAUGUACCAUCGGAAGGACACCGCGGCAAGCAGACCGUGUCACUUGUGGAGGGUUCGGGUGAGCAAGUCAUCCAGCUGGCACUGGCUGGGGGCCAACAUAGCCCGUCCUUUGUGGAAUUGCUCCCAGGACUCGUGGUCAAGUUGGAAAGCUACUUGUAA